CUGUUGACAUUCAACAUGGCGGCAUGUCGUCAGUGCUGUGCUGUGUCGUGGUGAGUUGAAAUUUUGUUCAAAACACAACCAAUUCAAUGCGAAAUAAUCAAAAUAUGUACGUAAGAUGACAGCAAUUUAUAUUAUUGAUUAGAAUUAUGCCAGAAGUGGACCCAUUUCGAUUUGAAAAUCUUGUGUAACUAAGGAAAACAAAUUUUAUCACAGAAAAUUGGAAGUAAAUUUACUCUACUAGCCUUGUUAAAUUAUGAGAAUAACAGCACAAAACGCACCCAGCACGCAUUGAAGACAUCUGAGGAUUUUUAUUUAACUUUCUGUUACAUUACAAAUUUUGAGUGACUGUGAAUUGUAUUUUUUUUAUUUAUUGGGUUGUUUUUAUCAUUCUAUUCACAUUGUGAAGUAAGUUGUUGACCACUCGAAUUACAAAAGCGAUUGAUACAUUGUGAAUUGAUUUCAAUCUGCACGACUUAUAAAGUCGUCAGCAUUAGUUUUGGACAUUUAGUGAAAUCGGCUGCCAUAUUGACUUUGGGUGUACAUUUAAUAUUGACGAAAACCAUUCUGUGAUAUUCGCUACAAUUAAGGAACAACUAACAAAGAAAGUCGGAAAUAAUCAUUGUAUACACAUUAAAGAAGAGAUUCAGAAGACAUGUCAGGCAAUCCUCAGUGGAAAAAUUUCCAGCCGCCUGACAUCAUGAAUCAGGACUCUGCCAUCUUGGAUUUAAAAUCCUUGGGAAAUACUGGAAAAUCAUCUCAGGCAUUCAAUUUCAACCGAUCAACAUCGUCAUCCCGGUUCGUACAAGAAUUUCCACUUCUUCAGGAUAAAUCUUCUUCAUCAAAUGCUCCCUAUUCUAACAAUGGCAUUUAUGGCUCAUCCAGUGCAACUCAAGCCGGAAACGGAAGUCGAUUCUCAAUAGGCACCUUCUCUUUGGACUCAAACAGUGUAUUCAACAGCUCUGGAGAUAAUAACCCCAACAUUUUUUCAUCACCCCAGGCCAGUGCAAAUAAUUCCAGUUUUGACUCCAAUUCUACCAAUUUGGGAACAAGAGAAACUGGCAUAAUUGAAAAGCUUUUGCACUCCUAUGGUUUCAUUCAAUGCUGUGAACGACAAGCUCGUCUCUUCUUCCAUUUUUCUCAGUUCAGUGGAAACCGUGAUCAUUUAAAAAUCGGCGAUCCAGUUGAAUUUGAAAUGACAUACGACAGACGAACUGGAAAGCCAAUCGCAAGUACUGUCUCUAAAAUCGCUCCUGAGGUAGUAAUGAGCGAAGAAAGAGUUACGGGUACAGUUACCACUGAAGUGAGAGGGGAAGGAUCAGCAGGUGACACCACAGGACGGAUCAGUUAUGAAAAUCGGGGCGAAUGUUUCUUCCUGCCAUAUACCAAGGACGAUGUUGAAGGAAAUGUAACACUAAGUGCUGGGGACAAAGUUAGUUUCCAAAUAGCUACCAAUAAUCGGGGGAAUUUGGGUGCUUGUCAUGUUCGUCUAGAAAACACAGCUCAUCCUGUGAAAUACCAAGGCGUUGUAUGUUCAAUGAAGGAGAGUUUCGGAUUCAUAGAGAGGGCUGAUAUUGUGAAAGAAAUAUUCUUUCAUUUCUCUGAGGCAAAAACCAAAGAAGAACUAAGACUAGGAGAUGAUGUCGAAUUCAUUAUCCAAACUCGUAAUGGCAAGGAAGUAGCAUGUAAUAUAACACGUUUGCCGACUGGUACCGUAAUUUUUGAAGAUCUGAAGCCUGAUAUUAUAAAGGGUCAGGUGUUGAAACCACUCGAUAAAGCUCCCAAUACACGUCAUCUAUCUGAUCCUCUUCCUGGUAGAAUAAGAUAUAGAGCCCCAGAUCAUUCUGAGGUGGAAAUUUCAUUUGGUGACAAAGAUCAGAAGGGCGAUUUUACACUUCGUCAUGGCGAUUGGGUACAAUUUUGCAUUGCCACAGAUAGAAGAGAUGGACUCAAUAGAGCCACUAACAUAUCCUUGCUAGACGAAAGUUUCCUCGUUUCAGGAGAAAAGCGAGAGCAAGGUGUAGUGAGCAGUAGAAAAGAUGGUUAUGGUUUUUUGCGAUGUGUCGAUAGAGAACCAAAAUUAUUCUUCCAUUUCAAUGAAGUGUUGGAUUCUGAAAGAGAAAUUCAGGUUGGUGAUGAAUUUGAGUUCACCGUCAUACAAGAUCAAAUUAGUUCAUUCUCGAAUAACCGACAGAGUGCUAUACGUAUGAAGUGGCUUCCACCUGGCACGGUUCAGUUUGAAACUUGUGUAGAAUGCGAGGUGUUGGGGGUUGUUUGCAAAGAAAUUCCACUCAUAAACUGGACUACUCGUAGUCCGUCCAAAGGGUUAGGAAAUGGUGAACAUCAGCAAGCAGAACCUGGUCUUAUAACUUAUCAGGCGAAUGGUCAAAAGAAGAAUAUAUCUUUUCAUCUUAAGGAUAUUGAUAUGAAGCAAUAUCCCAGACUUGGAGAUAAGAUCAAAUUCGAUAUUAGUCAGGUAAAAAGAAACAAAGAACUAAUUGCUACCAAUAUUGAAGUUGUCCAGUCAGUAAAUGGAGUUAAGAUAGAUCGAAGUAGUCAAGUUUAUCAGGGAUUCAUAGCAGCUCUAAAGGAUGGUUUUGGUUUCAUAGAGACCAUACAGCAUGACAAAGAAGUGUUCUUCCAUUUUAGUAACUUCGAUGGUGACUCAAAUACCUUAGAAUUAGGUCAAGAAGUGGAGUAUAACUUGGGUAGUCGUGGCAACUCUGGCAUCUGUUCUUCUGCCGAAAAUGUUCGUGUCAUUCCUUCAGGUACCAUAGUUUUGCCACAGGCUAAUGGAGAUAUCUUAGAUGGCACAGUUAUACGACCACUUAGGUCUGUGAACCCAGACCAAACAGACUAUUCUGGACUCAUUCAGAUCAACAGUGAAAGUCCUGACGAUGUUCCAAUUGAGUAUGAAUUUGGUAUCAUGGGCCUAUUGAAUAAAAGAGAGUUGCUGCAAGUUGGCGAUCAAGUCCAGCUACAGGUUGAUGCCACAGGGAGAGCUGCUAAUAUUGAAGCAGUAAGAAAGAAGCUACGUGCUAAUGUCGAUGCUAUUAAGGGACAUUAUGGGUUCCUAGCUUAUGAAGUGGAAGAGGGCAAGAAGCUUUUCUUUCAUAUGACAGAAGUUCGUGAAGGUGUAAGCCUUCAAGUUGGCGAUACUGUAGAAUUCGUGUUGGUUACAAAUCAUAGGAGUGGGAGAUCAUCUGCAUGCAGUGUGGUUAAAAUUAAUGAUGUUAAAGCUAGACCAGAAAGAUUAAUAAGUCGCCUAAGAACAAUAUCUUUGGAUGAAGCUGGACCUAAACUGACAGUCCUCCGUCAACCAAAGGGCCCAGAUGGAACAAAAGGGUUCUCUUCGGAUGCAAGAACAGAUCGUUUGCCGGGGUUGGUAAAUGAAAAUUUGAUAAUGUGUUAGGAAACAUCGACGUUCCUGCAUGCAUUCCCAUCUUUCGCCACCAAAAAAUUUACAGAUAAACUGAGAAAGUCAGCUGCAACUAGUCUCUUCGUUCGAUUGGCUUACAAUUGGGAUCUCGUCGAACUACACUGUGAUGUCCUUUCAAGCAAAAUUAUGUUUUUUGUAGAGGUAACAUAAUUACUAUAAUAGUCUUGAUGUUUGUCGGGGUCCUCCAUUCCUUAUUCUGAUAAAUAUGAAAUUCUCUGAAUCGAUUAUUUCUUAUGAUCUAUAAAAUAUAUUAUAUCAAAAAAUGGACAACUGAAUAAAAAGCAUGACUAAUGAAGAACAAAAUAA
Harmonia axyridis is the source of this 3742-nucleotide messenger RNA. RefSeq names its product cold shock domain-containing protein E1 (gene Unr). The record is from RefSeq and is a predicted model, not a curated record. Gene Ontology annotation, molecular function: nucleic acid binding. NCBI's taxonomy places the organism in Eukaryota, Metazoa, Arthropoda, Insecta, Coleoptera, Coccinellidae. The coding region runs from base 653 to 3409 and encodes 918 amino acids. The transcript has 13 exons.